Molecule: messenger RNA, 1710 nt
Organism: Pediculus humanus corporis (human body louse)
Lineage: Eukaryota; Metazoa; Arthropoda; Insecta; Psocodea; Pediculidae
Exons: 5
Coding region: 1-1710 (569 amino acids)
Source: RefSeq, a predicted model, not a curated record
AUGCUCGAAUACGAAUCACUCGAACCGGAAAUAAGAGUUAAGAGAUCACCAGCCGCUGAAGGAGGAAGUAGAAGACAAGAAAGACAAUCCUCGGUACAAGUUUCACCGGAAUAUUACAAUUUAUUACAUCAGUUGGCCGCUCAGCAACAGCAACAGCAACAAUCGCAAGUGACUGCUACCACCACUCAAUCUCCGACGCAGUUAUACAGUCAAUUGGUCGUUUCCAAGGAUGGUACCAGACAACAAUCCGGGGGCGCCGCCACGACCAGAUACGUACUUUCUCCGGAGGGUGGUACUCUUUUCCAAGGAUCAUUCUCGGGAUUCGGUCAACAACCCCAACAACAGUACACGACAUCCAUCGGGAGUCAAUCGAGUUACAACGGUUUAACUGCUGCUGCACCCCAACAAUACGUUUACUUGCAAUCUCCGUUGGAACAAACAGGACCGCAAGUUUUGCCACCGGCUCCGACUUAUAAACCACCCCCAGGUACCAGGCCGAAGCUCACCGAGUACGCGAGACAACAACAGAGGAUCCUGCAAGACUUCAGGGAUGCACCGAUAAGAGCUCAAAUCGCCGGGUUCGCAAAUGGACUUUCAAGACCGAGGCAACCACCCCAAUUACCGCAACCCCUACCGACGGGACCCUACUCUCAGUCUCCGCAAGUCUUUGCCGCGUCUCCAGCUCCAAGUUCAAGUCAGCAACCCGGACUUCCGCCCACGCAAUACCAAGACCCGCAAAAUCCAGGAAUCGUUUACACAACGGUACCUGUCGAUUCUCAAGCCUACCAACUCCAACAGCAGUACGCCCAAGCACAGAGUCCACAACAACCACAACCGCAACCGCAAUACGUAACUCAAUAUGUACCUGAAAGUCAAGUAUACGCCCAAUCAUCCCGUUCGACUACCGUACCUCAACAAGUAUACUAUCAACCCGUCGAAACAACUCAAGAUAAACCAAGAAGACCAGUAGCAGCAGCAGCAGCAGCCGUUUUGCCAACUCCUUCAUCCGUUCAACCCCAAUACUUGUCGCAAGCUUUAUCCCAACAGCAAUAUCUCAUCGAGACGACGAAACCAACAGCUCAACCCCAAUACGUCCAUCCAGCUCCAGAAGCAAUUCCACAAGUUCAUUACGUUCAACAGCCUCAAUCCUCUCCAGCGGCGGUAUCAGGUUCUUCAAUCAGGCACCCCGAAAUCCCAUCAUCCCCGUCGACUCUUCUUCAUCCCGUUGCCGGAAGAGGUUAUUUUUCACAGGGAGGUAAACAACCAACGUCGAGAUCUUCAAUUUUCGUUUCCAGAUCUUCCGUUCCAAAAUCUUUAUCUUUCACCGCCGCUUCCGUCGCCGCCGCCGCCGCCGAUGGUGUUUCCAGCGAAAAAGUUCCAGUCGUGAGACUUCCAGCAGUUCCAUCUCCAGCACCGGUAGCAUCCACCGAACCGAGAUCUUACACCAAACAAGAAAUCGAUGCUUUGAUAAGAGCGGGUUACACGAUAACUCCAGUUCAAGACUCCAGAGCCACGCAUUAUCUCAAAUCGAAAAGACAUCAUCAUCAUCAUCAUCAUUCGAUAUCCGACGACAGAGCGAAUCACGUGGUUUAUGAAAAUCCACAAGAUGGAAUCCAAUAUGAGUACAGUCCUGGAACAUCCGAUUCGUCCAUUUCUAUAAAAGCUAAAAAAAGCGUGACCAAAAGCGAAGGAAGUACGGCAAAAGUUUAA